AUGGCCAAAUUGGAACCCUUGAAGGGCGGCUACUACGUCUGGCAAUAUGUCCCCUCUAUGGCUGCGGCAGCCAUUUUCUUGAUUCUUUUCCUUGCCACGACAUCAUUUCAUUUCUGGAAGAUUUUCCGAACAAAAGUGAAAUUUACAUGGCCUUUUGCAAUUGGCGGUCUCUUCGAAAUCAUUGGAUAUGCGACCCGAAUCGACGCACACAACAACACAGGGAAGCUGAUGCCCUACUGUAUACAGUCCGUCUUCAUUCUUCUGGGCCCGAUUCUAUUCGCUGCAUCGGUCUACAUGGUCCUCGCUCGCAUCAUCCGCGCCGUCCACGGAGAAAAACACUCACUCCUUCCCUUGAGAUGGGUGACCAAGACAUUUGUUCUAAGCGAUGUUGCCACUUUCUGGAUCCAAGCAGGCGGUGCAGGAAUGAUGGUCAGCAGUAGUCUAAGCAAGAUUGGACAAGGCAUUGUGCUUGCUGGUCUAGCCCUGCAAGUACUAAGCUUCUGCAUUUUCAUCAUUACGGCAUAUAUGUUCCAAACAGGAAUGCAUCGCAGGCCGACCGCGGAGGCAUUUGAUCCUUAUGUUCCUUGGAAACAGCAUCUUUAUGCCCUCUACGGUGUUAGCGCACUCAUUCUUGUCCGAUCCAUUUUCCGGCUCGUGGAGUACGCUAUGGGCAACCAAGGCUAUCCAUUGAGCAAUGAGUGGAUGUUAUAUGUUUUUGAUGCCGUUCCCAUGUUCAUUGCUAUGGUGAUAUUUGGGAUUUGGCACCCAACUGAACUGAAGCCAUUCCUUGUUACUGCCCGUAGCUCCGAGAGCAGUGAUAAUACAGCCGAAGAGACGAAGGCAUGA
This is a messenger RNA of Penicillium verhagenii, 846 nucleotides long. RefSeq names its product RTA1 domain-containing protein. The transcript is spliced from 2 exons. Bases 1 to 846 code for a protein of 281 amino acids. Gene Ontology annotation, cellular component: membrane. The record is from RefSeq and is a predicted model, not a curated record. NCBI's taxonomy places the organism in Eukaryota, Fungi, Ascomycota, Eurotiomycetes, Eurotiales, Aspergillaceae.